CCACCAUCACCAUCAUCAACAGCAUCAACAGCAUCACCUGCUUCACCAAGCAACACAUCUCACACCUACUUUUGCAUCUGCAUCCCCGCCAACAACAGCUCUGAUACAAUGCGUGUUACUCUUGCUGCCUCACUCGCCUUCUUCGCCGCUACUGCUGCCGCCAACCAAGCAAUCCCCAUUGGCGACGCAGAUUUUGUGGAUGCUUCCUACUACCAUGCCAUGGGCUUGGGUAGAGUUCCCUACGAUUCCUUUGUCGGUCUUAAGGGAAACACCAACCAGCGCGGUUCGAAUGGCGCUACUUACAGGGGCACGGGGAGGAAGUCGGGUGUUGGCAGAGGCCGGAUUGACACCAGGCUGCCUUACCAGAGCCCGCCGUUCUUCCCCGACACUUUCGAGCUUCCUAGCCUCAGCAAGCGCAGCGACGAUUACGAUUACGAGCAUGACAACGAAUACUACGUAGAUUCCUACAACCAGCGUGGCGGAUUCGGUAGAGGUAUUGGUCGUGGGCUCGGCAGAAUUGGUGAUGCAGUAAGCCCAGGUGACAUUGCCUCGAUUCUCGACAUGUUUGUAAAGAGAACCAAUGACGGCAACCAACGCGGCAGCUCUAAGAAGAGUUCAAGCAAGGUCAGAUCCAACCCUAAGCGCCCUAAGACCAUUCCUACUAAGCCAACGAACCCUGGUCCCUUCCCACAUAUUGAGCCUUUCCCCCAGUUCCCCUGGCUCCGGGAGCAUUCCCCUGGCAUGAUCAUUGCCUGAUGAUGUGUGAUCAUGUAGCAUAGAAC
Molecule: messenger RNA, 782 nt
Organism: Linderina pennispora
Lineage: Eukaryota; Fungi; Kickxellomycota; Kickxellomycetes; Kickxellales; Kickxellaceae
Exons: 1
Coding region: 109-756 (215 amino acids)
Source: RefSeq, a predicted model, not a curated record